Messenger RNA from Syngnathus typhle (broad-nosed pipefish), 3735 nucleotides. RefSeq names its product zinc finger protein 281-like. Gene Ontology annotation, molecular function: RNA polymerase II cis-regulatory region sequence-specific DNA binding; DNA-binding transcription factor activity, RNA polymerase II-specific. The coding region runs from base 344 to 2269 and encodes 641 amino acids. Lineage: Eukaryota; Metazoa; Chordata; Actinopteri; Syngnathiformes; Syngnathidae. The transcript has 7 exons. The record is from RefSeq and is a predicted model, not a curated record. Gene Ontology annotation, biological process: regulation of transcription by RNA polymerase II.
CCAGCGCGCAGCCAAGAUGGAAGAACCCGGGAGCGGCGAGAGAACAAUGUUUUGCAUCUAGGUUUGGGGGGAAAGGGAGCCCCGACGACGCCGAUCCGAGGAGCGGCUUGUAGUGGUCAGGCGCCGGUAAGACACGCCGGCUGGGGUAAGAAAAGGAAAAGGAAAAAAGUCCGGUUCGAAGCGGCUCCGUCUCGGAAAGUUGAAACUUCUCGUGCGGGACAGACAACAAAAGCUGCCCGACCGCGCGCCCGCCGUCUGACCGCCCGCCGUCUGACCCGCCGUCUCCCAGUCACCCACCGCUAGGAUGAGACGGACUGGCGCGCCGUAGAGUUUGCCCGCCAGCAUGAGCAUCAUUCAAGACAAGUUAGGCAACGACUUGCUGCGCCCCAACGGCGGCGUGGUGGAUGCCAACUUUGGGGCGGGCAUGAUCAUGUUCAGCCACCUGCCGCCCGUCACCAGCUUCACCCGGCUGCAUUCCGUGGGGCCGCAGGAGAUGAUCCUGAAGAAGGAGCGGGACUCGCCCGACUGUAGCGGCGGUGGCGGCGGCAGAUUGCCGGGAGCGGGCCACUACGUCCACGCCAUCAAGCAGGAGAAAGUGAGCGAACACGACUACCGCCUGCCGCUCUACCCGGCGGGGCUGCUGGAGGUCGCCGUCGGUCACCACAACCUGCUCGUGCACGACGUCAACGUGGCUGACCUGCCGAGUCCGUUGGGAAAGGAGCCCGUCGGGAGGAAAGGUCGCAGGUCAAACGCUGACGGACAAGAGGGCCGCGCGAGGAAGAAGCGACGCGAGGCACAGCCGUUGCCGGAUGGGGGGGACGGCGUGUCGCCGGGCGCUAAACCUCACGUCUGCCAGCACUGCGGCGCUGCCUUCAGGAGUUCCUAUCAUUUGCGCAGACACGUCCUCAUUCACACGGGUGAGCGGCCGUUUCGAUGCAGCCAGUGUAACAUGAGUUUCAUCCAGAAGUACCUCCUGCAGCGACACGAGAAGAUCCACAGCGGAGAGAAGCCCUUCAGCUGCGACCAGUGCAACAUGCGCUUCAUCCAGAAGUACCACAUGGAGAGACAUAAGCGCACGCACAGCGGCGAGAAGCCCUACAGAUGUGACAAUUGCCAACAGUUUUUUUCCAGGACCGAUCGACUGCUGAAGCACAAGCGCACGUGCGGAGAUGCCUUGAGGAAAGUGCCGGAUCCCGGCGCGCUGGACUUGGCUCGCGUGGACACGGCCAGCUACGGAAUCACUCAGGGAAGCGGCAGAAAAAAAAGCCGCUCCAAAAUGGCCGCCGAGGGAGGCGGCCGAAAGAAGAAAAGGCAGGGGGAGGACGCCGGCUUGAGAGCGCCUCCUCACGUUGUCAACGGAGCCUACGGCGUCCACCAAUACCCGUUGGAGAAUCAAAGCGAGCCGGGUCCCAGCGUGCAACACCACCACGGCCGCGGCCCCAAGAUGGCCUUCAAGAAGGCCCAUCGGAAAAGCGGGAAAGCCGAUUCCGUGGAGCCCGGCGACGAUCUCACGCAGACAAACGGAAAAGCGGGCAACUACGACGACGCCGUGCAGUUCCUGAAAAAGCGCCGCUACUUCCAAAACGUCACGUCGUCAACCAGCGAGUACGACCUGCUGUCCCCGCACCCCGCCGCGCUCCUUCAGAUGACGGACGCCGACUCGGGCCUGGACAAGUCCUGCAUUCCCGACGAGGUUCUGCAGAGCCUGCUGGAGCAGUACACCAACAAACCCGACGCCUCGCAGCAGCACCACCACCACCACCACGACAUCCAUUUCGAUCUGGGCGAGCCGCACGUGGAAGCGCUCCAGCCGGCCCCGGACGCCGGCGACAAGGGCGUGGUGACAAACGAGUAUUCGCGCUUCCUUCUGCAGGCUUUGGAGCGCAGCAACCACAGCGCCGGCUUCCCCCCCCCUUACGGAACUUUCCUCUACUCGGAGUGCGGCUUUGGGCCGUCCUCGCCUCAGUCCGCCUUCCACCUCCUGGACCAGCACCACCAGCUCACCCCCUCACAGGAGCUAAACGCCUCUGCCAGCAAGAGCGCAACGGUAGGCGCGUUCCCGCCGCCGCCGCCCUCCUCCAAAGCCAGCCCCUACCAGAUAGAAAACUUUGCGCAGGCUUUCGGAUCGCAAUUCAAGUCGGAAGAACCGAUAAGGACGCCCGUGUCCGACUUCUCAGGGUACAGCGGCUUGUUGGCCGACGCGGGCGAGCCGCCGAGCCCCGCCGCCGCCGUCGCCUCCAAAGCGCCGAGCAGCCAAAGCUUCAGAUGAGACCACAAAGGUCAAAGUUAGUUUUGGACUGAUUGUGAUGCCGCUCCUCGUUCCCCACCGUUAAUUUCCUUGAUAUUGAUUUUCCUUUUUAUUUAUGAAUUACAACCGUUUCAGAAAGUGUCGUAUUGUUUUUGCCACGAUACUAAUAUUAUGAUAUUGUGAUAUUUUCCACCAGUUAGCUGAAAUAGCUAGUAUGUAGCGAUAUAGCCCAGGAUUGGUCAUGCAAAAAAAAAAGAACUACUCAGGAAACAAGAAGUUGCUGACAUGAUGAAUGAGUGUGAACACUGAAAACACUUUCUCUUUGGCAAUAUAGAGAUUAUGCAGUCUUUUCUUGACCAUGCUUGUGUAUAUGAUCUAUCAAUAUAUAUUUAUAAGAAUAUAUAUAUAUAUAUAUAUAUUAUGAUACAGAUUUAAUCACGGUGGCCAUCAAGGAAGAACAAGGGUCGUUUAGGGCAAAAAACGUCAUUGGAAUAAAAAUAAAAUAAAACGUUUGUUGACCAGUAGGGGUUGCUAGUGGACAGCAAUAGGAAAAGCGCUUCACUUUUUUUUUUCUUCUCUUCAACGUUUCCCUGGCUCGCUGGCUCUCCCUCCCUCCCUUUCUUUCCUUUCCAUUUGCCAUGUGUGUGCAAAUGUGUAUAAUAAGGGCAACAACAAAAUGGUAAUGAGAGCCAAGAUGUGAUUUGGAUUGAGCGGAGUGAAUGCCAAAUAAAUUCCCAUCUUGUAGUGACAAUGAGACUUUUAAUACGGUGCCAUAGAUCUUUCUUGAAAUCUCAUCUCCAUAAAGUGUUAACGCCCUUGUUAUAUAUAUCUAUCUAUCCCCUCCUCUUAUUCAAAUUGUGGUUUUAUUCUUGUAUAGUAGUUAUCCCUUCAACAUUUGGCCUUCUUCUUGACUUUUUUCAUACUUUCCUGGCAGACUUUGGUGUACGGAUUGACACGAUGAGUUGUGGCCCUCAUCCUCAACAUUUCUUGCAAGGAAUCCAUUGAGCACUUUGAUCCCUUUUGCAUUAGGUCAAACUUUUUUCUUCGUUAGAGCCUUACGCUGUGCUGUAUGUGUGUGUGUGUGUGUGGGGGGGGGGGGGGGGGGUCUCCAUGCGUGUGUGUCCAUGUGUGUGUGUCCCAUCCGUCCCUCACAUUGUUGUUAGUUAGGCCAUUUGCUCUGCUGAUUAUUUGGUGUUUGUGAAUGAGUCAUUCAAUUGAGUGACAAAAAUGUUAGCUUAGUCCAGAUAGGAUAAUUAAUUGCCUUGCUUAGUAAAUAUUAGGCGUCAUUUGUAAAUGUAUUUAUGCUUGUUUUUUUUCAUUAUUGUAAAAUGUCUUCCAUUGAUUGAUAUCUGCUGAAAAUUUGCCUCAUAUACCUCAUAUGGAUAUCAAAUAUAUCAUGAGAUGCGGGGAUAGCACAUCUCGCUGUUUACAAGCCUUUAUUUUAAAACUACAUAUUAAAACUAUUUUUCUGAGUUUAUUUUACAACC